Entrophospora candida is the source of this 1527-nucleotide messenger RNA. NCBI's taxonomy places the organism in Eukaryota, Fungi, Glomeromycota, Glomeromycetes, Entrophosporales, Entrophosporaceae. The record is from the annotation of a GenBank genome assembly.
AUGAAAUGUAAAAAUUGUCAACUAAAUAAAUUAUCUAGAGAAUUUGCUAAUGAUAUUAUUAGUAGUAAAUGUCAACAUGUUCCAAAUUUUUGUUUGAAAUGUAUAGUAAAUCAUUUAGAUACUUCAAAAACAAACCAAUGCCCAGAGUGUAAAUCUUCUCUCAGUCAAAAAGAAGUUCAAAAUUUAAUAUUGACAUGGAAGAAAGCACCUUUUAAGAUUGACGUCGAAAUUGUCGCAACUUUGAAUCCACUUAAUGAUCCAUCGAAAAAUAAAGUCACUGCUGCUAGUGGGUACUUCUAUGAUUUUAAAAGUAAUAACAGUAGUGAGAGUACCUUGGCAGAAUAUAAAAUUGUUGAAGAUUGUCACAUACAGUUAAUAGUUUUACUUUAUUCAAUUACCAAAAAUCAAUCACUCAAGAGUUUGACAUUUGAUUUGCAAUGGGGAUAUCCUAAUGGCAAAAUAGAUUACUUGGAUGGAACUUGUCUUCUUUAUAAAGAUGACACAUUCUUUAGAAAAUAUGAUUAUCUUUCAAAGUUAUAUGAUGAUAUUCCAAGUAUGUAUCAUUCAGGUGAUAUAAUGGAUUCCACUAAUCAAAUAGGUCAUCAUUCUAUAAAAGCAAACUUGUCGGAUUUACCACCAUCUAUAACAAAAUUAUAUUUUAUAUUAUCAUCAUGGAAUUCUCCUGAUAUUGGAUGUUUUCCUAAUCCAAGCUUUAAAUUGUAUGAUACUGAAAGACCCGAAGAUCAACUUUGCAGCUAUAAACUAAAAUCUGCUGCCAAUUCAAAAGCUGUAAUAAUGUGUGCUGUUACUAGGAAUAAAUUUAAAAAUACUUGGGAUGUAUUUGAAAUUGUUGAAAAAACAAAUGAAUUACUGAAUGAAGUUGUGAUAUUGAAAAACGAUCUUGAAAUAAUGAUGAUUGAAGAUUCUUGGAUAAUUGAGGGUGCUGAUGUUAUUAGCAAUUUAAAAAAUUUUGUUAACUUAUAUGCUCCAAGAUACAUGGAUUAUGAUGAUCCCUUGUCCAGCUGCAUCUUGGAUAUACCAAAUGCACAUCCAUGGAUAUCAGAGCAUUUCCCUAAGGACAUAUGGAAACUUUUAUCUUUAAACGAGACCUCAAAGUAUUGCAAAGUUAAUUAUUCCAGAUUGAAAAAAGCAACAAUAAAAGAUUUGAAGAAUCACUUCUAUAAGUUAAGAAAUAUGAAAGAAUAUGGAAAAUUCAAAAAAUUAGAUUUCAAUGAAGGGACCUGGUCUCUUGACUCUAUUUGGUUGCCAUUAAGAGUUUCAGAUAAAAUAAACCAAAGUACCAAAGAAAGAAUAUUCAUUGAAGAAUGCAACAGUGGUCGUAAAGGAUGUAAGUCUGAUGUCACAUUCCUUGCAAGAAAACAUUAUAAUGACAAUGGUAAGAUGGUCCCAUUUGAACUUCUUAUUGGCGAAAUCAUUGGACAUCCAUGGUAUAAAGACAAAAAUAAACUUUUAAAUGACACUAGAAAGGCAUCUGCUGCAACUCAAAUUAUGGAUGAAUUAUAUUAA